AUGACAACAAUGGAAGGGGCCAGCGGGUCGAGUUUUGGAAUAGACACGAUUCUGUCCAGUGCCAGUUCAGGCAGCCCCGGCAUGAUGAAUGGAGAUUUCCGCCCGCUCGGAGAACCCAGGACCGCGGAUUUUAGGAGUCAGGCCACUCCGUCGCCCUGCUCCGAGAUUGAUACCGUUGGAACGGCGCCUUCUUCUCCCAUCUCGGUCACCAUGGAGCCCCCGGAGCCGCCUCUGGUCGCAGACGGGCCCCAGCAGCAUCUUCACCAUCACCUCCAUCACGGCCCGCAGCCUCCGCCGUGCGCCGCCGGGGCCCCCACGCAAAGUUUGCAGCCUUCGCCGCCGCCGCCUGCGCCGCAGCCGCAGCCGCCGCCGCCGCCGCCACCGCCGGCCCAGCAGCUCGGCUCGGCCGCCUCGGCCCCCAGGACUUCCACCUCUUCCUUUUUAAUUAAGGACAUCUUGGGCGACUGCAAACCUCUGGCGGCGUGUGCACCCUACAGCACCAGCGUCUCCUCGCCCCACCCCACGCCGAAGCCGGAGAGCAACGCGCCCCACGAGAGCUUCAGGCCCAAGCUCGAGCAGGACGAAGGCAAAACCAAACUCGACAAGCGGGAAGAUGCCCAGGGCGACAUCAAAUGCCACGGAACAAAGGAAGAAGGAGACCGGGAGAUUACGAGUAGCCGAGAGAGUCCCCCAGUGAGGGCCAAGAAGCCUCGAAAAGCCCGAACAGCUUUCUCUGAUCACCAACUCAAUCAGCUGGAAAGGAGCUUUGAACGGCAGAAGUACCUGAGUGUGCAGGACCGCAUGGACCUGGCAGCCGCUCUCAACCUCACUGACACCCAGGUCAAGACCUGGUACCAGAACCGCAGGACCAAGUGGAAGCGGCAGACGGCGGUGGGCCUGGAGCUGCUGGCCGAAGCUGGGAAUUACUCGGCCCUGCAGAGGAUGUUUCCAUCGCCUUAUUUCUACCACCCGAGCCUGCUCGGCAGCAUGGACAGCACCACGGCGGCGGCAGCAGCCGCGGCCAUGUACAGCAGCAUGUACCGGACUCCGCCCGCGCCCCACCCCCAGCUGCAGCGGCCCCUGGUACCCCGAGUGCUUAUCCACGGCUUGGGUCCCGGGGGACAGCCGGCCUUGAAUCCCUUGUCCAACCCUAUCCCUGGCACCCCGCACCCUCGGUGAAAAACGAGCCACCUAGAGUCACCCUUUCCCCGCUCCCCUGCCCUGGUCGGGACAGCUGCCCUUCUGUCCCCACAGCGGGCACUCGGGGAGCAGCAGCCCCCAGAGGCAGAGAAAUGCUGAGGAAGACGCCCACCGCCCACUUCCUGGCGGCAGGGGGUCCUCCAAAAAGGGAGCCCUCCUUCGCUUGCCCACUUCCCCCCAGAGACAGGGCUGCCAAGCCCCCAACUGCAGCGUGACUGGUGAGAACCCUAACCCCACAUAAAGUGCGACCAGUAAGUGAAAAUACCCUCACAAACAGAACCUCAAGUUCUUUUACGCUGUAAAGGACUCGCAGGAAGGGGCGGAGGAGGGGAAGGAUGGAAGGAUGAAGGCGCGGAGAAGACAGUGCCCUGCCAAGAGAAAAGUGGGGACCCACAACCUCUGCUUU
Suncus etruscus (white-toothed pygmy shrew) is the source of this 1606-nucleotide messenger RNA. It is a transcript of the gene BARHL2, whose product is annotated as BarH like homeobox 2. Gene Ontology annotation, molecular function: RNA polymerase II transcription regulatory region sequence-specific DNA binding; DNA-binding transcription factor activity, RNA polymerase II-specific. Bases 1 to 1179 code for a protein of 392 amino acids. Gene Ontology annotation, biological process: regulation of transcription by RNA polymerase II. The record is from RefSeq and is a predicted model, not a curated record. Gene Ontology annotation, cellular component: nucleus. NCBI's taxonomy places the organism in Eukaryota, Metazoa, Chordata, Mammalia, Eulipotyphla, Soricidae. The transcript has 3 exons.